UCAUCAUUUGUGGUUUUCUGUAGAGUCUUGGCCGUUUUAUGUUGACUUUAAUAACGUAUCGGAACUAAGGAAAAGUUUAUGUUUGUUAUAUACUUUAUAUUUGGUAUCUGUAAUAUGUCUCCAAGUAUUUGAAAGCUCGAAAUAUGAAGUUGAGCACGUUAGAGAGUGCCUCGUCUUCUUCAGUACGAGGCUUUGGUUUCACAAAGACAAGUAGUUUGUCGUCCCUUGAAAAGAAAAGGAUUCCAUCUCUCAAACAUUUAGACUUGGAUAAUAACGAGCCAAUAAAGAGUGUGACUGUGGAGCCUAAAAGUGCCCCUUACACUCCUUGUUACCAUCAAACGGUAGCAGAAAUCGAAGGAGACUCCGACAAGGGUCAGGACAUGGGUCAGUUGAUUCAUUUUUUAGAAGAAGGAAGAGAAUUACAAGCGGUGACGACCCGUCUGAAGAACAUAGUAACUGGUACUCCAAAGCAAAAAGUGUUGGCCUCAUCGUCUUUUCGGCCUUUGGACCUUUCACAUCUGUUGAAUAUGGACGAGAAGCUAAAAGAGGAGUCCUGCACCCCUAUGAGACAGGUGAACUACUAUACGAACAACUGCACAAAGAUACGUCCCUAUUUGUUUACAGGUGGAGAAAAGGCAGCUAAGGACAAGGAUUUCUUGACGCGAAAUAAGAUUCACUAUAUCGUAGAGUUAUCACAUAGGAAACCCAAGUCGUCAUAUUAUGAUAGCUCUUUCGAAUAUCAUCAUUUUUUACUACGAGACCAAGAAAGUCAAGAACUCAUGGCAGUGUCUUAUCAAGUUGAAGCUAUCGUAGACGAAGCCAUCAAAAGGAACGUUGCUGUGCUUGUUCACUGUCAACUUGGAAUAUCUCGUUCCAUAGCCGUCGUGGUAGCUUGUCUUAUGAUGAGAGAAGGAAGAAGUUUUGACUCUGUUUAUGAUGAAGUUUGUAGAUUACGUCCAAUAUCUGCUCCUAAUAAUGAUUUUAUGGAUGAUCUUGCCCUUUUACAGAAGAGACUAGGUCAAGGCAACCGAGAGUUGCGCAUUUACAAGUUUUCAGUUGAAGAUAAUAUUAUCCAUGCCGAAUAUAUUCCAUAUUAUACUUCAUUUGCUAACAAGUUAUCAGAUCUUUCCUUGACACUUUCAGAAGAUGGAGUUUAUCUAUUACAAUUUCCAAUGUCAGAAGGUGUGUAUUUAUGGAUAGGGCAAGUUGCAAAGUCUAUCCUACUAAAAACUGCGAUGACAUUUGCCAAACGUUUGGUAAAAUAUGAAAUAUGUGGGCCACUUCAUUCGCACUUGUCUUGUGGAGAAAGUGAAGAAGAAGAUGUAGAAAUUCUCCAAGAAUAUCAAGGCAAAGAAAGCGAAUCAUUCUUGCAGCAGUGGAAGAGAGCAUGCUCCUCAAACUUGGUUUUUGAGGGAUAGAAGCUAGCUCUAAAAUAUAUUUUUGGCUUGGACUGCGAAAGUUUAGAAUGGAACUAUUCUAUGUGAACGAGUUAGGAAGGGACAUUUUAAAAAAGAACGUGAAAAAUCAGCACAUUUUCAUUUAAGUGUUUACGUCAAUAAUGCGGUCUCAUCCUCCCAAUAGCUAUUCUAAGUACUAUGUGUACAAAACCAUGUCGUCCAGUGGUUUCUUACUUUGAAACUGCUUUUCCAUAUUUCUAGAGAUGAGCUUUUAUAAUAAUUUAUUUCUUUAUAGAGAGAGAGAGCAAUGAAGUUGCUUGGCAACCUUUUUUUACAAAAUUUCAAAAGCGUAAAAACUGCAAAUGUUUAGUGAUUUUGUUCAUUAAGCAGUUGCAAGUUUGAAUUCAAAGUAUUCUGGAUUCCCGAAUGAAUGAAGGUGUUCUCCAAAACUGAGCUUAGAAACGAGGAUGCCAUUGAAAUAUUGAGGUUCAUUCCUCGCUCAUUUCUCAUUUUCCAGAGGACUGAGAUGGAUUCAGACGACGUUUCCUAUAGUGGAAAACGUGAAUGGCACACACUUCUUUCUCUACUAACAAAGAACAAUAAAAAAAAGUUACUAGAUUUGAGUAAGGAAACUCUUAGUUUGUUGCAAAAGAGUCCAAAAAAAAAGUGGUGGGGAGUUCCGGGAAUCGAACCCGGGA
Molecule: messenger RNA, 2095 nt
Organism: Galdieria sulphuraria
Lineage: Eukaryota; Rhodophyta; Bangiophyceae; Galdieriales; Galdieriaceae
Product: MAP kinase tyrosine/serine/threonine phosphatase
Exons: 1
Coding region: 144-1418 (424 amino acids)
Biological process (GO): protein dephosphorylation
Molecular function (GO): protein tyrosine/serine/threonine phosphatase activity
Source: RefSeq, a predicted model, not a curated record